Messenger RNA from Bursaphelenchus xylophilus (pine wood nematode), 717 nucleotides. NCBI's taxonomy places the organism in Eukaryota, Metazoa, Nematoda, Chromadorea, Rhabditida, Aphelenchoididae. The record is from the annotation of a GenBank genome assembly.
AUGUUUAGAAUUGGGGGUAAAUCCACAUUAGUACCCGAGGUAAUAAAAGAUGGACUAAGCUGUUCCGCGUUUUGUCAAGUGCAGGUGGGUAUCUUUACCAUUAAUACACAAACGUUCCAGAAUGGUAUUGGAUACGUGUUUGGUGGUUUCAACAAGACAGGAUGUCAUAAUUUGGUAUACAAGAUCAACAACGGCCUUGUCUCCCGCUGCCCUCCUCUAUCCACUGAUCUCAAAAAUGCCGCUGCUGUCAUUGCAAGAAACAAUCGUGCAUAUAUUAUUGGAGGCUGGGAUGGUAAACGAACACUGGAUACAAUCUUUACCUACGAGGAUGACAAGUUGCUCUACGAAACAAGACUGCCCUACCCCGUUGAGGGGCACAGCAGUUCCGUAUUCGAUGAGUUUAUCAUUAAUGUGGGCGGAUUCGACGGUGUCUCGGUUAUAUCUACUAUUUCCAUUUAUGAUACAAUAACCAAGAGGACCCUCCUUGUGGACGCAAAGCUAAAGACGCCUCGGGAAAAUCAUUGCACAGUAAUUUUCAAGAAGGAUAAAAAGAAUGUUAUGCUGAUAAUGGGAGGAUGGGACGGUCAAGAGGCUCUGAGCGAGUGCGAAGCCUUUGAACUUAUCAAUGAGUCACCUUUUGUCAUACCCAUUCAGUGGAAUUGUGAUUUGAUCGAACCCCGUAAUAGGCCUGCUGUUGUUGUGGUACCCACAGAAUAA